AUGGAAACCAAGCAAGCUCUGGAGCGGCGGAUUCUUUUAAUUGGGAGUUAUAAAAAGCUAUUGGUAGGUUUCGAUCCAUCAUUCACAUUGAUUUAUAGUUUGACAGUUUAUGUGCUGCUGCCGAAAGAUACGAGAGACAUGUCCAGUACCACGAUGUCUACUACCUCUACUUCAAGAUUAAUGAGAACACCAUUAUUAUCGAACUUACGCUGGCUGGCACGGUAAUUUCUUUUUUUUUACUGGGCUGAUCAAGAGUCGAUAAAUUUUGAGGACAUUUUUCAUCGUAUAUUAUGUCUUGCGCAGGUCGCAUCUUUUUAAUUUAUAUUUUUUUACGAAUUUUUGGUUUGAAAGUGUGUAAUUAUUAGCAAAAUCUUCAAUUUUAAAUUGUCUCGAUGAACCUUUGGACCAAAAUAUUUAAAUUUUGAAUUUAAGGAGCACACUGGAGCUCGUGAGAUGGCCAUUAGAAAUUCAGAUGGAGUGAUUAUUUGUUACGCUGCCAAUUAUCCGGCUUCGUUUAACGAGCUGGCUUCGCUCAAUGAAGACUUUAAGAUGCGCAAAAACAAAAACGUAAGUAGUUUUGGAUGUUACGAGCAGUUUUAAGCUGAAAAACCUUGAACUUGCUUGUAAUGUGUUCUCUUUUUCUUGUAAAUUGAUCGUUGUUUCCACAAAACUGAACCUUUAUCUAUGUUGAAAUAUUGUUUUGUCAAAGAAAAUUCAAAUGUUGUAGUUGUUAUCAAUCUAGGUGUCCAAAAAUGACGUGAUUGUUCAGAUUUUAUUGCUUUGUGACGAAUUGUGUUGAUAUACAUGUAUGUGGUUAUCAAGACUCUUUUGACUGCUUAUUCAUCACAAUCCUAUGUACAUAUUUGUUAUCAAGCUUAUUCACGGCCAAUCCUCGAAACGCUUAAGUGACGUGAAGUUAACGCUGAUUAGAGAACCGUUCCCUUUUCUGUGAUUACCUUUUAUCACUUAACAAACAAUAUAAUGUUGACAAUUGUUACCUAGUUUAAAGAAACAAUCUUAAAAUAACAAAAUUUAACUAUUUUUUGGUCAGGAAGUAUACAGAAUUGAUCUUUUCCUUUUGUUAUUGCCUUCUUUAAAGUUUCUAUUUACUUUUUGACCAAUACAAGGUCGUGACAUACGAAAGAAAUUAUAGCACAAAUCUUUUUAGGCCCCAAUCCUACUGGUCCGAAAUGAAGAUGAGUAUGUUGAGUUAGAUCCAGUUGAGAGCUCUUCUUCCCAAACUGGAUCGUCAGACAAAGAUGACAUUUCUAGAAACACAAAUGAACAAGCUGACGAUGAGAACAAAACAAUGAUUACAUCAGAACAAGUAAGGGAUUCAAAAUAGUAUUAGAGUAGCCUUCGUAAACAUAAAGUUGUGUUAAGAUUGUUUGUCAAUACGAAAUGACAUUAGUAAUGACAUUAGCAUCGCCUCCAAACUUAGAAUACUAUUAGUAGCCGCUGUAAACAUAAAAUAACACUAGUAUUGUUGUUCAGGACCAAGAACUGGCCAAGGAAUUGAAUUGCGAGACGAUGGCGUUGAAACUGUCAGAAGCAGGUCCCAUGGAUAAUAUUAUACUGGACUUUGUGAAGAAGGUGUUGGAUACGGACAGGAGACAACGUAGGAGAUCUACGUUGAUGGACGGACUGAAGCAUCUGAAUGUGAUCACGCUGAAUAAGCUGAGGAAGUCUGACAAAGACUCCUCGAGUCAUUCUAGCACUUCUGACAUCAGUCCUGAAGCAGAUCAGGAGAAUGUUGAUAGUAAAAGUGAUAAGGAAGACGGAAAAGGUACUAAAGAGAAAAAGUGUACCAAAGACGACAAAAAAAGUACGAAAGACUCUGACAGUGAUAAGGAUGACAAACUCAGUGUCAAAAAUUCAGAAUCCGAUCUAGAAACCAGGUCGACUCCAGCUACACCGUCCAACAACCGCAGCUUUUUACGGACUUUCAAACGGAAUCAGACGGCACCGUCGUCCCAGAAGGGCAGUAGCCAGCAUAGCCACGCAACAACGACACAAUCAAAAGUGUGUGCCGUAAUGUGA
Molecule: messenger RNA, 2040 nt
Organism: Bursaphelenchus okinawaensis
Lineage: Eukaryota; Metazoa; Nematoda; Chromadorea; Rhabditida; Aphelenchoididae
Source: the annotation of a GenBank genome assembly